CAUGCGCGAUGUGUGGGACAUAAUGGUGGAUAGGUAGGAAACACACUUUAGCUCGCUAAGAGUAGCCCGUCAACUGUUGAUUAAUUUGCAGUUGUUGUCUUGGGACUUCUCGACCUCUCUGACUCGACAGCUGCCCGCUUGGACUGAACGACGCCCUGGACCGCAACAAAAUGCCUAAUAUCAAAAUAUUCAGCGGUAGCUCACAUCCGGACCUGUCGCAGAAAAUAGCAGACCGCCUGGGUCUGGAGCUGGGCAAGGUUGUUACGAAGAAAUUUAGCAACCAGGAAACAUGCGUGGAGAUAGGGGAGAGUGUACGUGGGGAAGAUGUGUACAUCGUGCAGAGUGGCUGUGGGGAGAUCAAUGACAAUUUGAUGGAGUUACUGAUCAUGAUAAAUGCUUGCAAGAUCGCCUCCGCCUCCAGGGUCACUGCUGUCAUCCCCUGCUUUCCUUAUGCACGCCAGGACAAGAAGGACAAGAGCCGAGCUCCCAUCUCCGCCAAGUUGGUAGCCAACAUGUUGUCUGUGUCUGGUGCGGAUCAUAUUAUAACGAUGGAUUUGCAUGCCUCUCAAAUACAGGGCUUUUUUGACAUCCCUGUUGAUAAUUUGUACGCUGAGCCAGCUGUGUUAAAAUGGAUUAAAGAAAACAUCCCCGAAUGGAAGAAUUGUACAAUUGUGUCACCUGACGCAGGAGGGGCCAAGAGGGUCACCUCAAUUGCCGAUAGGUUGAAUGUCGACUUCGCCCUCAUCCACAAGGAGCGGAAGAAGGCUAAUGAAGUGGACCGCAUGGUUCUUGUUGGAGAUGUGACUGAUCGGGUCGCCAUUCUAGUCGAUGACAUGGCUGACACCUGUGGCACAAUCUGCCAUGCUGCUGACAAACUAAUUUCUGCUGGUGCCACCAAGGUGUAUGCCAUACUAACUCACGGCAUCUUCUCUGGCCCAGCUAUCUCACGCAUCAACAAUGCUUGCUUUGAAGCCGUUGUUGUGACUAAUACAAUCCCUCAGGAGGAGAAGAUGAAGCAUUGUCCCAAAAUACAGGUUAUCGACAUAUCCAUGAUCCUUGCAGAGGCCAUCCGUAGAACUCACAACGGGGAAUCUGUGUCAUACCUGUUUAGCCAUGUCCCCUUGUAACAAAUGUCCACCAUCAACUCUGUGCUGUUACACCAAAUAAAAGAAGAGGGAAUUAUCCAACCCAAACACAACCAUUAGCAACAAUGUUAUGCUAACUAACCAUGAAAAAAAAUUCAUGUCAUGUCUGUUACUAAUGCUGACCCACACUCCCCUGAGUCCCUUACCUCUUGAGCAGUGUCCCUUCAUGUCUUGGGCACCAAAGCAAUUGCAAGCUAUCAGUUUAGGCAAGCAUAUUUAUUGUACCUGGAUAAAUAAGUGUUUAUCCCCCUUUCAUAACCUGUUAGAUACAGAGUUUCUCCUGACCAUGUCACCUCACCACGAGUCAUUUCAAUCUAUUGUCAAAGAGCUUAUUAAUAUCCCUGGCAGGUUCCAGUGGUCAGGAGAAGCAUCUGGCAUAUAAAGCUGUUACAGUGCUUUUUGUUACAAUGAACGAGUGUAGUUUUUCAUGUUGCUCUUGUAUUCUCUGCUGUUUCAAAGAAUAUAAUUAAUGAAGUGAAUGUGUAUUGAACUAGUUUACAGUGCCACUGAAGCUCCACUCAACCAAGAGUGCCUCAACAGUCUGAAAUGAAAUGCUUUUUCCUCCAGUCGUAUCCUUUUAACCCACCCCUUAUUUUGCUGUUUAUUUCUCACUGGAUGAAGAACUUUCACGUGUCUUAUCAAGUUGUAGAAUGUUUGAGAUGUUUGUUUCAACUCUUGAGGUACCCUCAUUGAGUGGGGUUUGCCCAGUGUCCAGGGUUUCCCUUCAAGGUUGUACGGUGAAGAUCUUUCCAUAGAGAAGCUGUCUGGUUUUUAACUCGGGGUGG
Scomber japonicus (chub mackerel) is the source of this 1930-nucleotide messenger RNA. It is a transcript of the gene prps1b, whose product is annotated as phosphoribosyl pyrophosphate synthetase 1B. The coding region runs from base 171 to 1127 and encodes 318 amino acids. Gene Ontology annotation, biological process: purine nucleotide biosynthetic process; ribonucleoside monophosphate biosynthetic process; 5-phosphoribose 1-diphosphate biosynthetic process. The transcript is spliced from 7 exons. Gene Ontology annotation, cellular component: cytoplasm; ribose phosphate diphosphokinase complex. Lineage: Eukaryota; Metazoa; Chordata; Actinopteri; Scombriformes; Scombridae. The record is from RefSeq and is a predicted model, not a curated record. Gene Ontology annotation, molecular function: ribose phosphate diphosphokinase activity; ATP binding; magnesium ion binding.